Eruca vesicaria subsp. sativa (arugula) is the source of this 897-nucleotide messenger RNA. The record is from the annotation of a GenBank genome assembly. Lineage: Eukaryota; Viridiplantae; Streptophyta; Magnoliopsida; Brassicales; Brassicaceae.
AUGGUGGAAGAUCGAUCACAAGAUUCGUGUUUGAGUACAAGGGUUUUGUCUGAAUCAACAUGGUCCAAAUCUUGCUUGUAUCAAGAGGAUAAUGAUGAUAAGGUCACCAAUGGCAAAAGCGCUUUAGAGGUUGUUGGUGGUGAGAUCAUUAGACCCACCAAGUCACUUAAACUAAUGCGCUUCUCGAUUGUGUACGAUAGUGAUUCUUCUGACUAUUCAUUGAGUGGUGAACAUGCUGCAUAUGGAACGCGUCAGGAGCAAGAACAGUCUGAUUCUAACAACAACAACAACAACGGUGGAGAUUGUCAUUCUCUUUUCAACGUGAUUGGUCGUGAAAAUUCUAUAGACGGUCUGCUCCGCUGCUCCAGGUUUGAUUAUGGUUCCAUUGCUUCCGUGAACCGGAAUUUUUGCUCUUUGGUGAAGAGUGAAGAUAUCUAUAAGCUAAGGAGACAGAACAGGUUUGUGGAGCAUUGGGUUUACUUCUCUUGCCAGCUUUUGGAAUGGGUUGUGUUUGAUCCUGUAGAGAGAAGGUGGAUGCAGCUGCCAACAAUGCCUCCGACGAAUGGCGCACCUUCUAUUGUUGCUGUUGUGAAUAACCAACUAUAUGCUGCUGAUCACGCCGACAUGGAAGUGAGGAAGUAUGACAAGGAGGAGAAGAGAUGGUUUACUGUUGGGAGAUUGCCUGAGAGAGCUGGCUUGGUUAACGGAUGGGGGCUUGCUUUUAGAGCUUGUGGGGAGAGGUUGAUUGUUAUAGGUGGACCCAGGAGCUCAGGAGGUGGUGGGUUUAUAGAGCUAAACUCUUGGAUACCUAGCAACGGUGGUCCGCCGCAGUGGACAUUGCUUGCUAGGAUACAUUCUCAUAACUUUGCGUACAAUUGUGCAGUGAUGGGUUGUUGA